Messenger RNA from Lacerta agilis (Sand lizard), 2269 nucleotides. It is a transcript of the gene MGST1, whose product is annotated as microsomal glutathione S-transferase 1. Bases 176 to 646 code for a protein of 156 amino acids. Gene Ontology annotation, cellular component: mitochondrion; membrane. The transcript is spliced from 4 exons. NCBI's taxonomy places the organism in Eukaryota, Metazoa, Chordata, Lepidosauria, Squamata, Lacertidae. The record is from RefSeq and is a predicted model, not a curated record. Gene Ontology annotation, molecular function: glutathione transferase activity.
AGCAGGACUAAUGAAUCAUCAGAAUGCGCUGCACUUUCCUGGAAUCCAUGCUGACUCAUAAAUGGAUGGAUGUUACAACUGAGAGGGCAGUCUGUAGCUUUUGAGUGCCUGUUGUGGCUGAAAAAUAUGCAUAUAUAGCACUCUGAAGCCAGGUCUCCAGAGGAUACGGGCCAAAAUGACUAAACUUCAUGAAAUAGUAGACAUGAGCGUGAUGAAGGCCUACACUUUCCAUGCGGUCAUUGUCAUCAUAAAAAUGAUGCUGAUGAGCCCUCUAACAGGAUACUUGAGAAUGAAGAACCGGGCAUUCGCCAACCCUGAAGAUGCAGUAGCAUUUGGUAAAGGAGAGGCUGCCCAAAAGUAUCUCAGGACUGAUCCGUAUGUGGAGCGCGUGCGAAGACUCCAUCGCAACGACCUUGAGAACAUCAUUCCGUACCUUUUCAUUGCCUUCUUCUAUUCUUUCACGGGCGUCUCUGAAACCACAGCCUUGAUGCACUUCAGAAUAUUUACUGCGGCUCGACUCUUCCACACCAUUGCCUACCUACUGCCCCUUCCUCAGCCCUCCAGGGGUCUGGGUUUUGGGGUCGGUAUAGCUGUGACCUUUUCAAUGAUAUUCCAGCUUAUGUGGAAUGGCCUGGAUCUGUUAUAGAAAAUAAGCCUGCCUUCGUUACCACCAUAAUUGCCAUUCUAUGGUGGUUUUCAGAUUUUUGCCUUUGGGGCAUCUUUUCCACACCUUCUGCCUAGGGACUCCCCCCCCCCUGCCCCUCGCCACCACAACCUGCCUGCUACAGAACUCCCCAAUGCAUGGCAGAGCAUCCCAGGGCAUAUUCUAGGGCAGGGUUGGGGAACCUAUGAUCCACCUAACAUUGUUGGACCACAACUCCCAUCAUCCAUGACCACUGUCCUGUCCUGGCAGGGGCUUAUUGGAGUUUGAGUCUACUGGAGGACAGGAGGUUAUCCCUUGCCCCUUGCUCAGUUAAUGUGAGAACAAAACCAUACACUUUCCUGCAGAUGGACAUUACAGGGGAAGAUUCAUUAAGUCUUCCAGGGAAAUGUGCUUGCUCCUGGUUUACAUGAAGAAGGUCUGAUGUUCAACCCCUGCCAUCUCCAGUACAAAGGAUAAAAACAGAAAACAGUUAAUGGGGAAAUACCUUUGCCUGAAACCCUACAAACACAUUUAAAAGGCUGUAGAAUAUUAGUGGAACGUUUUCGCCUGGUGCCCAUGUAAUGAAGACACCAGGCGAGCCUCCCUGGGGAGAGCAUUCCACUAAUGGGGAGCCACAACAGAAAAGGCCCUUUCUUGUUUGCCACCCUCUGGGCUUCUUAUGGAGGAGGCACACUGAGAAGGGCCAAAGAUGAUGAACUCAGGGCUUGGGUCGGUUCAUAUUAGGAGACGUGGUCCCUUGUAUACAUUGUCUAGCAGUGGCUGUCCAAGGUCUUGCAGGAGUCUUUUCUAGCUAGUUGGAGGUGCCAGGGAUUGAACCCGAGACUUUCUGCAUGCAGGCAGAUACUCUACCACUGAACCACACUCCCUCUCUAACAAAGUUCAGACCAUUGCCUCGUCAGCUGUACGAUCAUUGCUUUAGUUCACCGAUUUUUAUGUGCAUGGGGUCAUAAGGUAGGUGAGCUCACAUGUAAAUGUAAAAACCUGCAUUUGCUUUUGAAUAUCAGAAGCUGGGAACUUAAAGAAAGAAUAGCUUGCGUUGUUAUGUCCUGCUUCUGAAUGUCUAGAUGACUUUGGUUGGCUAAUGUUGGAACAGAAACAGGGGGUGGAUGGAUGGAUGGAUACUUGGCCUGGUCCAGCAAGGCCAUAUUUAAGUUUGUUCACACAGUUGAGUUUUCCCAGUCAUAGGCACAUUUUUGUGGUGGUGGUCAUGUUCCUCCAGCUCCAGAUUCCCCAGAAAUUAAUUCAGUGUACAUUUUGAACCACAGCUCCCAUCAGCAAGUGUAGCCAACGGUCAAGGGCGAUGGGAGCAAAAUAAUGGCAUAAUAUCCAUGUUUUCCUACUUGCAAAUCAUUUUAUGUUUUCAGUAUUGAGUAAGGGCUCGUCCACACUUCUGCUUGUCCCAUACUUUAUUGGCAUGGUUGUGAGAGGUUUUUUUGUUUGCCCUGCUUCUUUCCCUGGGAAAACCCACUGUUUACCACUGCAAACCAAUCGAUAUGUGCUCCGGUUCAGCAGUAAACAGAGAGUUUCUUCUGGGGGGGGGGAGGGAAGGAGCAGGUCAAGUGGGACUGUGGAUGAGCCUUAAUUGCAGUGCCUCUGCAACAAAUG